AUGGUGGCCCGGUUUACGAUGCCUUUCGGCGUGAAUGAUGGUAAGAAUGAUGAUGUGUGGGUGGACAUGGCGAAAUCCUUUGCGUGGCUUGAUGACGACAUUGAGAACGGCAAGUGGUCUGUGACCAAGCUGCUCAGGGACGGUUUCCGUAUUCUGGAAGAACUGCCAGACGUGGAAGUGGGCUCAGUAAUUUUCCCGAUAACGCGGGAGUUGAGCCGUGAGGAGAUGCAACAAUUGAAGACCACAUAUGACACCAACAACACCCUUCGCGCCUACGUUCUCCGGAGCGUGACCCAAUGUAUCUGCGCCGCCCUCGCGACUCGCUACGAAUUCUAUCCGACGGGGGUGUUCGAACCCUUCUAUAAGCGUAUGCGUUGUUGGCUUACGGAGUUCGGAUUAGACCUGGAAUAUUCCAAACAAGUCUUGGGUGAGCAACAAGCAAAACGCAUCGGGGAGCUGCACUUCUUCCCCUCGGUUCUUGCCAGAGUUGGGGCUUCUGGACCCGUCCAUUCGUUCACCGCGGUAGCACACCACCCGUGUCGCUCGAGGUUCCACCACCGAAACUUAACCGCGGUUAAAAAGCAAAUUGAUGAACGCCCCCGAGGACAGGUGCCAAUCAUCAAACUUCGAACGUGGGAUUCCGAAAAUAAAAAAUUACAACAAGAGUUCCCUUUCGAGAAUCAAUCAGUGUACAACAAAUGGGCCGCCAAAGAACUAACAGAUGAAGAAAGAGCGGCUUUAAUAGCUGCCAGACCGCCAUCGGUCCACAGUUCCACCGAGGACCUACACCUGGAGGAUAUUUUUUAA
Gregarina niphandrodes is the source of this 807-nucleotide messenger RNA. RefSeq lists its product as hypothetical. NCBI's taxonomy places the organism in Eukaryota, Apicomplexa, Conoidasida, Eugregarinorida, Gregarinidae. The transcript has a single exon. The record is from RefSeq and is a predicted model, not a curated record. Bases 1 to 807 code for a protein of 268 amino acids.